CUUGGCCGCUAUGCUAAUAAAAUGCGGAGGCUUACUACCAACCAGCCUCGCAAACCCUGGCAUCAACGCACCAGGACUUGGUACAAGCUUUCAGCAGCUGACAAAGCUGUUUUGAAAGACAAACGGCUAACACACCGUGUUUCAUAUGCACAGGCACUCCAAGAGGCUCGCAACAUCGUAAAUGAACAAGCAAAGUUGCUACAUGAGAGAUUCGGCAAACACAGUGUCGAGUACUACUUUGGAGAACUUAUGCAGCGCGCUCGAGUAGCACAGUCAUCACGCAGCCCCACGCGGUGGAAUGCGUUUGUUCGCAAAGAAGUGAAACGCAUCAACGCUGAACGUCCUUCUGGCUCUCCAUCUGUCAAAGCCUCACAAUGCGUGAAAGAGCUUGCAUCACGUUGGAACAAUAUGACAAAGGCCGCACAAGAGGAGGAAACCAAUGAUGCAGUACAGUCACUCGAAGAAUUUCGUGAAAUGAAAAAUCUUGCUCUCCACAACGUGCCUUUAAAUGCUUUUCAAGAUGCUCGCUCUUUGAACGCUCGCACAGGUGUUGAAGUCUUGAUCAUCGCAACGCGCUCCAACCUCGAUCAUUUCAACCAGCCGCACCUCUUUCACACUCAACGAGCUGCAGAUUUUCUGGAUGCAUGCUACGGUACUUCAGCUAUGGAUGUUGCCUUGCGUAUGGAGGCCUUCUGCAUCGCUGGUGUCCAAGAAGCUGAAGCUGCACCUUUCAAAGUCCCUUGUAUGUACUAUCAAAACUUCGACUCUUAUAUCACCACCAAAUUCCAUAUCAUCCUCGAGAACUGGCCGCUCAGCAAGUUCUGCGCCCCAGGGGACAUCAGCUCA
Suillus paluster is the source of this 846-nucleotide messenger RNA. RefSeq lists its product as uncharacterized. The record is from RefSeq and is a predicted model, not a curated record. Lineage: Eukaryota; Fungi; Basidiomycota; Agaricomycetes; Boletales; Suillaceae. The annotation marks the transcript as partial. The transcript is spliced from 4 exons.